Molecule: messenger RNA, 1210 nt
Organism: Ctenocephalides felis (cat flea)
Lineage: Eukaryota; Metazoa; Arthropoda; Insecta; Siphonaptera; Pulicidae
Product: CDK-activating kinase assembly factor MAT1-like
Exons: 6
Coding region: 64-996 (310 amino acids)
Biological process (GO): positive regulation of cyclin-dependent protein serine/threonine kinase activity; nucleotide-excision repair; regulation of transcription by RNA polymerase II
Cellular component (GO): transcription factor TFIIH holo complex
Molecular function (GO): cyclin-dependent protein serine/threonine kinase activator activity
Source: RefSeq, a predicted model, not a curated record
UAUUUUUUUAAGAGAAAAUUUGUAGUGUAUUUUUAUUAAUAUAAAUUUAUAAAUAAUUAUAAAAUGGAUGAUCAAGCGUGUCCGAGAUGUAAAACAACUAAAUACAGAAAUCCGUCACUAAAGUUGAUGGUAAAUGUUUGUGGUCAUGCACUUUGCGAAAAUUGUGUUGAUUUACUUUUUCUUAAAGGAUCAGGUUCAUGCCCCGAUUGCAAUGUACCUCUACGUAGAAGUAAUUUUAGAGUUCAAAUGUUUGAGGAUCCCAUGGUUGAAAAAGAAGUUGAUAUAAGAAGAAAAGUUAUUAGAGACUUCAAUAAAAAAGAAGAAGAUUUUGCAUCGCUGGCUGAAUAUAAUGAUUAUUUAGAGCAAAUUGAAACAAUUAUUUACAAUCUAGUCAACAAUAUUGAUGUAUUGAAUACAAAUAAAUUGAUUGAACAAUAUAAGAAAGAUAACAGAGAAAUUAUCUUGAAAAAUAAAUCAAAAAUAGGGCGUGAAGAAUAUGAACUAGAAGAAAUGUUAGAAAUGGAGAAAAGACAUGAAGAACUUCGACAACAACAAAUAUUAUUACAAGAACAAGAGACAGCAAAGAAAAAACAGCGUGCGAAAGAUGCAUUGAUUGAUGAACUGAUGUUCAGUCAUGGUGACGCAAAAGAUAUUGUAAAAACAUUUGCUACCAAACAAGAACAAGUAAAAGAAGAACUCAAAGAGAUACCAAAGAUAACUCAGUUUUCAACUGGAAUUCAAUUUGGUCGCUCUGGGCAACAUCAGUUUUUACCAGUACCUCAAGUGGAAGAAGGUCCUUUAUAUCAGUACACUGAAUUCAGAGUAAAUAUUGAAGGACCCAUGCCUCCCACAUUUGAAGAACUAGAUAACUUAGGAUUUAUAAAACAUGUCAGAUCAACGACAACUACUGAAAAAGCAGGCGGAUAUACAGCUCAAUUAGCGUGUAGGAGAGCUUUAGAAAGUGCUCAAUCUGGAUUAUAUUUUCAAGCAGUAUAAUAAGAAAUUUAAUUUAGUUAAACAGAGGUGCACAAACAAUCACUAACUUGCGUGAUGGAUUGUCUGAAGUGGAUGGUAUGGAAAGCGAAGCUGGUGGAAAUGUUGUUGCAAUAGAUAUAGAGAAAUGUUUUAACAGAGUCAUCGAGAAAGAAUUCUGAGAAAAAGUAGUGGACAAAAAUAGACAAGAGAGAAGAAACAAUUGUAAAAAUAAGAU